GUCCGAGACCUCUGCUUGCCCCCGUGAUGAGCACCGAGUGACACUUGGAAAACUUGAUCUUCAUCUUCAAGACCUAAGGGAGCACUCCAAUCGCGCUCUUUUAAAGUGCUUUACAACUUCAAGUCCAUCCGGAGGCGGGUGCCAUCUAGAGUAGGAGAAUGAAUGAGUCGGAGGACCAAGAGUACAGCUACAGAAGAGACUCAUCUGAAGGGUCUGUUGUUCCCUUGCACGACACCCAUGGAAGUCCAAGAAUGGCAAACCUCAUCAGUCAUGGGAUGCAUUCAGAACCUGGAUACUCCAGGAUGGAAGAACCCCUGCGGGAGGGCGACUACACCACAUACAGGAUUCUGCAUCCGCUAACAUGUGAUCCUUUGCCUCCAGUAGCACACUUUAGCUCAGCAUCCUAUCCUGAAUACUUACUAGCUCAGUCUAGCCAUUAUCAGCAUGUAAUAGGCCAACCGUACAGCGCCUGGCCAUCCCAGGAGGCUUUUCAUUAUGGCAUGUCAUCAGGAGAUUUCUGUCGAGCUGCUACCAGUAUGAGCUCUGAAGGUGCAGAUGUUUACAGUCUGGAGGGUUAUUCUACACAUCAAGGAUUCAGACAUCAUGAUGGAGAUCUGCCUCAUGCUCUUCUUGUCUCAUCUCAUGACCAGAAACUUCCAGCUGAGACAACAAGUAUUUGUCAGAUGUUACAGCCAGUGCAGGUUGUGUGUGAUGUGACCGGUGGAGGGCAGGUCAUUGUGCUAAACCAAAGCAGUCCCGAUCAGAUUCCUCACUCUCUGAUGACGGUUGUCAACACAGAGUCUCUGCCAAAGCAGUCUGACCAGAGCUGCUCUACUGAGGACCACUCACCCACUGGAGAAGCAUCGGAUGCCAGACAUUCAGGGAAAAUCGUGUCCACUGAGCUGCCUCAGAUCCACAAGACAUCUGCAGGUGUCACAUUCAACCUCACCCCAGGACCUUAUGCUUCACAGCUUCACCAGGAGCUUUGCCCUACUCAGGUUGUAAAACAGGAUGAGGAGGAGGGACAGACCAAAGGACGUAGACGUGUGAAGUGGGAGAAAUCAAAGCGACCCUGCAACUGCACAAAAUCUCAGUGUCUGAAACUUUAUUGUGAAUGUUUUGCGAACGGAGAUGUCUGCAACAACUGCAAAUGCUUAAACUGCUUCAAUAAUACUGAACAUGACUUGGAGAGAUCCGAGGCUAUAAAGACCUGUCUGGACAGGAAUCCAGGGGCCUUUCGGCCUAAGAUUGGCAGUAGGAAACAGGGGAAUGUGAGGGGAUGUCACACCAAAGGCUGCAACUGCAAGCGCUCAGGAUGUCUGAAGAACUACUGCGAGUGUUAUGAGGCCAAAAUCAUGUGCACUUCAACCUGUAAGUGUGUGGGCUGUCGAAACUAUGAGGAAAGCCCUACGAAGAAGAGCUCUGAGCAGGACAGGCCUGACCCCAGCAUCUACUACCCAACCAGGAGUCCUCUGGCGUGCAUCACGCCCGAUGUAGUGGAAGCCACAUGCGGCUGUCUCCUCGCCCAGGCUGAAGAGGCCGAGAAGGAAGGGUACACUUCGGCUCACGCUGAGAGAAUGAUUUUGGAGGAGUUCGGCCAGUGCCUGACGCAGAUCGUCCGAUCGAUGUUCAAAUCCACCAGCGUGCAAUUCAAUGAGUAGCUGGGGAACAAAUGCUCAGUGUUGUGAUUGAUCCAGAUGUGCCUUAAAUUGGUUACCAACAAGUGUUUUUGUUUUCAUUUACUUCAAAUGUGAUGAAAAGAGAUGCGCUAAAAAUUCUAAUCCUCACGACUUUAAUAGCACAUUUUAUUUAUAGUUUAUAUCGUUUUAGAUAUUUAGUUAUUUAAUUAUAACUCAAUUUUUUUUACUGUUAUUUAUUAUAUAUAUUUCCUUUAAUUUCCACCUCUUCACUUCUUUGUGAUUUUAACUGAGCGUUUUAUUUAAAUUUAGGUAUAUUAUCCAAACACUAUUUUUUCUUAUUUCAAUUAUUCCAGCUAUUUUUUUAUUUAUAGUUUGUUGACAAUUUUAUAUCCUCUCUAGUUAAAAAAAGCUAAAUCUUUGACAAAACCUUGAUUUGAAACUAUUUGAAGAGGAGCAGUGUUUACUUGUUUUUCCUACAUUCCCUGUUGUUUGUUCUGGAAUGUUUUGUUUUGUUCGGGAACUCGAUCUCGGUUCUGUCAUGUUCUCAGUGCAGUUAUUUUCCUGCAUUACAAGUCGAUUACAGCUGCUUUUUUUCUGUUAUGGAGCCGUCACUGUGUUUAUGCUUCAGUGACCUUUUUUCUGUCAGUAUUAUAUUUAUUUAUUUAUUUAUUUAUUUAAAUAUAAAAAUGGUAUGUUAUUUAAAAAUGAUUACAAUUUAAUUUUUAUAAUAUAUAUUUUUACAUUCAUUUCUUUUAUUUAUUCAU
Messenger RNA from Labeo rohita (rohu), 2404 nucleotides. It is a transcript of the gene tesmin, whose product is annotated as testis expressed metallothionein like protein. The coding region runs from base 159 to 1661 and encodes 500 amino acids. The transcript is spliced from 12 exons. Lineage: Eukaryota; Metazoa; Chordata; Actinopteri; Cypriniformes; Cyprinidae. Gene Ontology annotation, cellular component: nucleus. The record is from RefSeq and is a predicted model, not a curated record. Gene Ontology annotation, biological process: regulation of DNA-templated transcription.